Messenger RNA from Phaeodactylum tricornutum CCAP 1055/1, 981 nucleotides. RefSeq lists its product with no specific name. The record is from RefSeq and is a predicted model, not a curated record. Bases 1 to 981 code for a protein of 326 amino acids. NCBI's taxonomy places the organism in Eukaryota, Bacillariophyta, Bacillariophyceae, Surirellales, Neidiaceae. The transcript has a single exon.
AUGGCAAAGGUAGUACGGAAGAAGUGCGGGGGCGGUCUUGCGCCAAUUCUUGUCUGGCUCUUAUUUGCAGCAAAACCUGCCGCAUCUUUGACAAUGAGCAAGAAGCGACUAGCACAGCUGGGAACUGCACGCAUUUGCAAGGUUUUGCAUUCCCACGCUCAUCUGGCAGGAACAUUAUCCAAUUCCAGUGAUGCCAACGUCUCAGCUGAAGUGAUCGGAUGUUACGGCAGAAUUGGGUCACUCUUUCUUAGGCAUGCCGCCAUCCCUGUACCUCGAGGUCGAAGCGCUGGUUGGAACUCGGAUGACGGUAAUCCGAUCUUCGUCGCCACUCCAGCACAUUCUUGGAGGGACGUAUAUACAUACUCGAAGCCGGCAAGGCGUACAGAUCUUGUCUGGGUUGGAAAUGGAUUGCCAUUGCCAGCAUUUGAAAGAUCUACCGUUGUUGUACCUCACUUUGGAGUACUCCAAGUAGGCGAAUCUCCGGUGACGUCUAUUUCUUCGCCCCCUACCUAUGUUUAUGGCAAACACACUGAUGCCGUCUGUACUAUCUCUCAAAAGGAGGGUGUCUUUGUUAAGGUGAUUGACUCUUGGCAUGACCUCUAUGCAAUAACCGCUAGGAAAGUGCUGUGGGCGUCAGUCAUGUGGCUGGUACGUCAUUCGGAAACACCACCAUUGACCGUGGCGGCUGCUCAUAAGCAGAAAAGACAGCUAUUGAUAGACCUUGUCUCUGAAUUGUUUGCACCAUUACAAGCCAUAGUAGGAUUGUCAGCAUACACCAAUGAGUACGAGGACACUUUCAUUUAUUUGGAAUUAUAUUCCAUGUCUAUGCCCUAUGCUAUUCCGAACAAACAACUAGCCAUCGACGAAAUAAAAGAGAGAAACGGAAUAUGGCUAAGCCUAUCGGCUCAGUUUCCGCAAGAACUUCAUCAAGCCUUAGUUCGAGAAGUUGCUGGCAGAGAAACCCUCGAUUUGCUGCUUUGA